AUGGAGUUGAUUCGUACUUUUAAUUGCGAUUUAGUUUGGAGGUUGUAUAUUUCUUUAUUAGCCGACGACGCCGUUUUUAUUACUUUGGAUGGGGUUAAUGAAGUUGGAUUAGCUCGAUUAAUUCGUAUAUUAAGUUCGGCGAAAAGGUCUAUUGCGGUUUUCUAUUUCUAUUUGGUAUUGUUGAUACAAAUUAUAAUUAAUAUAUUGGAAUCGUUUAAGGAGCUAGGGUUAUUAGGGAUUUGGGCCGGGUCUUAUUGUUUUGGAGGGCGAAGUAUUAUUGGGUAUAAGAGAAGAAGAAAGGAAGGUGUUCGUGGAGGAUUGGCUAUAUGGGCGAGGGCCUUGGUAGAAAACUGA
Molecule: messenger RNA, 354 nt
Organism: Neurospora tetraspora
Lineage: Eukaryota; Fungi; Ascomycota; Sordariomycetes; Sordariales; Sordariaceae
Exons: 12
Coding region: 1-354 (117 amino acids)
Source: RefSeq, a predicted model, not a curated record